Molecule: messenger RNA, 629 nt
Organism: Olea europaea var. sylvestris
Lineage: Eukaryota; Viridiplantae; Streptophyta; Magnoliopsida; Lamiales; Oleaceae
Product: putative ATP-dependent RNA helicase DHX33
Exons: 2
Coding region: 233-598 (121 amino acids)
Source: RefSeq, a predicted model, not a curated record
UUCAUUAUUGAAGUUUCCCAGUUAGUUCAAGUUAAUUGCAAGAGAAGUUUUUCGAAACUAGGGUAAAUUCCUACUUUACUCCCCUUCUCCCAUAUGUAAGAGAUAUUCAGUGUAUUGUGCUUUUUGACUUUUUCUUUCCAAUAUCUUGCAUUUUCAUGUAAAAUUUAGUUUAGCUUCAAACUAUUGGUUUUUCCCCAUAUGAUGGUAGAGGUCUCAAUUUUUCUCCGAAAUCAUGCUCAGCAAUUUUGCUUUUUUUUUUUUUUUUGAAUGGGUCCCACAAUUUUCUUGCAACUCUUGUCUAUCAUGGUUGGUCUCUCUGGUGGGCUUUGGUUCAAAGUUCUUGACUGGCCAAGAAGAAAUAGAAUCUGUGGAGAGGCUUGUCCUUGAGCGUCUUCCACAAUUGUCCGGAAGCAAAGAAAAGCUUUUGACCUUUCCAAUAUUUUCGUCUCUCCCUUCAGAGAAACAAAUGAAAGUUUUCCAGCCUGCCCCAGUUGGGUUCCGAAAGGAACUGUCCAGUUUCCGUUGUUUAAGAACAUUCUCAUGGCACAAAUACUAUACAGGAAAAAAAAAGUUCCUUGAUUUUGUCAGGAAGUGUUGAGUGUUGUUGUCCACCUACAGUUGUGAUAUUU